AUGAACCCCCCUGGUGUGGAGAAGGCCAUCUCUCUUGCUGCUGGUACGCUCAUGAAGGGCUCUGGCUUAGAAGGCACUCCCAUGCUCUAUCAUCAGACAGACACCCUACUGGAAUACCAUCCCCGUGAUUUGCCAUUCUGUAUCACUCAUCAUGCUCCGUUCCACCGGCAUUUCGCUGGGGUUUUCUCGGAGGCAUUGGCAGCGCACGCGUACGGGGAUGCAGACAAGGCGGAGCACCUAGCACGAAAGCAAGAGGUAGGGAUAAAACUGCUCAAGCACCGGGUGAAUGGGCACGUGCUGCAGAUUUCACGCCUACAGGGGAAGCUUCUCUUGUCUUACGGGGUGAACGCUGCGAAAAUCAGGGAGAUAUGUCCUUCCAUCCAGCUCUCUAGUUCAAGCUACCAUGUCGAGAGCGAAAUUGCGGAGGUGUUCAACACCGGCGGGGUUACGCUGUUCACGGCAGUUGCCCGGGUUGAUUACUUCAAAAACGUGGAUCUCCUUGUUGAUGUAGCAGUAGCUCUGUGGUCUCAAAACAUCGCUGUGCGACUCUUCAUUGCUGGAGGUGCCAGUAUGGACAGCACCGAGCUCCACGAACUGAGCAAGAAAGUACCCAGACAGUUCACUCGGUAUGCAACGUUCAGAUCUAAGUUGUCUCGGACAUCCCUUCACGCUCUGUUCCGCCUGGCAAAAGAUAGUGGGGUUUUCAUCUGUCCCUCUCGCUAUGAGACACUGGGAGUCACACCCUUGGAAGCAGCCCUAAGCGGGGUGACCAGCCUCAUCGCUAAUUCUAGUCACGUUGAGGCAUCAAGAUACUUUCCAGAGAGAUUCCGUUUUCAGCCAGUCAAAGAGGAGCUAUGUCAAACAAUUUUGAACUUACAAGGUCGAAAUUUGGCGUCUUUGGGAGAAAUACUUCGACUCCAUGUGGAAGCCCAGGUCUCCGAUCAGCGAUUCCGGAUGGAUUUACUGUGA
Messenger RNA from Aspergillus oryzae RIB40, 969 nucleotides. RefSeq lists its product as uncharacterized. NCBI's taxonomy places the organism in Eukaryota, Fungi, Ascomycota, Eurotiomycetes, Eurotiales, Aspergillaceae. The record is from RefSeq and is a predicted model, not a curated record. The coding region runs from base 1 to 969 and encodes 322 amino acids. Gene Ontology annotation, molecular function: glycosyltransferase activity. The transcript is spliced from 2 exons.